UUAUUUGAGGUAUAUCUUUAGGUGUUUUUCAUCUUUGUAGUAUUAAACAAUUUAGCGAUAUUUGCUUUCAGUAAGUCAUGUUUUUGAAUUCCAGAUUUGAUCAAAAUUACUCGUUUUUGUCUUAUUAGUAGUAUUUUGCUGAUGUUUUUGGGUAGACAUAUUUUUUUUCGGACAAAAGAUCUGAGGGCCAUUUUAUCGCAACUUUUAAUCCCAUAUUGCACGAAAAACAAACUUCGUAAGUGAGCAAUUGAUUAUCAUCUUGUUUACUUGCAGUGUGGUGGUCUCUGUUUUAACUUUUGUUUGGACAAACAAUUUAGAGCUAUUUUGUCUCAGAAAUAUUGUUUUUAAUCCGAUCUUGCAUAAAAUAUACAUCUUCUAGAUAUCCAAUAUUUUACCAUUUUGGGGCAAUUGUGUGCCAAAAAGAACUGUUUAUUGGAAGAGGAAUUGGGCUUAAUUAUAUAGAAAGGGGCAAAUGGAAGAGCAGGGUUUUUUGGGUGUCUUGGAAAGUAGCCAGCCUGUGGAUCUUGAUAAGCAUCCUUCUGGAUUAGUUCCAAUUUUGCAGAAUCUGGUUUCAACAGUUAAUAUGGGCUGUAAGCUGGAUUUGAAAGAAAUAGCUCUUCAUGCCCGAAAUGCAGAAUAUAACCCAAAGCGUUUUGCUGCUGUGAUAAUGAGGAUAAGGGAACCUAAGACAACUGCUUUGAUAUUUGCAUCUGGAAAAAUGGUGUGCACUGGAGCUAAGUGUGAGCAGAAUUCCAAACUUGCCGCAAGAAAGUAUGCACGAAUAAUCCAGAAGCUUGGCUUUCCUGCUCAGUUCAAGGAAUUCAAAAUUCAAAAUGUGGUGGCCUCUUGUGAUGUUAAGUUCCCAAUAAGGCUUGAAGGGCUUGCUUUUUCCCAUGGGCACUUUUCCAGUUAUGAACCUGAGCUAUUUCCCGGUCUGAUUUAUCGGAUGAAACAGCCAAAGAUUGUUUUGCUGGUCUUUGUCUCUGGAAAGAUUGUUUUAACUGGUGCAAAGGUUAGGGAUCAGAUAUAUGAAGCAUUUGAAAAUAUUUAUCCUGUCCUAACAGAAUUCAGGAAGAUACAACAAUGACAAAUUGUGGUGUGUCAUUUAUAUUCUGCAUUUAAGGAAUAUUUCUGAUGCAUGUUACUAGAAAUGCACUGGUUGUUUUAUUAAUAUUGUUGCUAAUUUCACUAAAAUGGUGAAGUAGCAUUUUGUUUGAGAAGAGCAGCUACAUGUAAUCUGAACGAACUAGAACCAUUCAAUCCGUGCGUAGUUUUCACUUUUGAUUUGCAACUCAUGAUUUGGCGGACAAUUUUGUUUGUCUAGUGCAAUAUCAUUAAGUAUAUUCUGUAAUUAUUACAAAGAAUGCUUUUAUAUAAAGAUUAUGCGUUGAAUUGCACAGUUUAAGAUA
Cryptomeria japonica (Japanese cedar) is the source of this 1409-nucleotide messenger RNA. Its product is annotated as TATA-binding protein 2. Gene Ontology annotation, biological process: DNA-templated transcription initiation. The record is from RefSeq and is a predicted model, not a curated record. Gene Ontology annotation, molecular function: DNA binding; RNA polymerase II general transcription initiation factor activity. NCBI's taxonomy places the organism in Eukaryota, Viridiplantae, Streptophyta, Pinopsida, Cupressales, Cupressaceae. The transcript has 9 exons. Bases 473 to 1087 code for a protein of 204 amino acids.